Verticillium nonalfalfae is the source of this 990-nucleotide messenger RNA. RefSeq lists its product as uncharacterized. The record is from RefSeq and is a predicted model, not a curated record. The transcript has 6 exons. Lineage: Eukaryota; Fungi; Ascomycota; Sordariomycetes; Glomerellales; Plectosphaerellaceae. Bases 1 to 990 code for a protein of 329 amino acids.
AUGAAGCUGUAUCAGUUCGUGUUCGUCACCCUGGCCUCGGUGACUGUUGCGGUGCCCGCAUCGCUAGAAAGUCGCCAGAAUGGACAACUAAGCGACUACUUGAUGGUUUAUUUCACUGGAGAGGGAACUGCCAACGGUGAACAAAUUUACAUGGCCGUCUCGAAUAACAACAACCCAGGUUCCUGGACCACUGUAAACAAUGGCCAGCCUGUGCUGAGCUCCACUGUCGGGAUGAAGGGUGUGCGUGAUCCCAGUAUCAUUCGCAGCCAAGACGGCGGGAAAUAUUGGAUUGUCGCCACGGACCUCAGAGUGUACCCUCGGGGCUGGGAUGUAGGCGAUGACUACACCUCCAAUGGAUCCAAAGGCCUUGUCGUGUGGGAGUCGAGCAACUUGAGAAAUUGGUCAGCCUCUCAGCUGAGGAUCGUGAGUCCAAGCAAUGCUGGCAUGACCUGGGCCCCAGAUGCCAUAUGGGAUCCUGCAACCAGCCGCUACCUCGUCCACUGGACGUGCAAUCUCAAGGGCGAAGGCUGGUUCAUCAUGCGCUCUUUCACCACUGACUUUGUCAGCUUCACCCCUGCCGAAAAGUGGCUCACGGGCGCCGGCAUGGACGCUACCGUCUUCCGCGACCCAUCGUCGUCCACAUUCUACCGCGUCAGCAAGAACGGGCCGAACAACCUCAUAGAGCAAGCUCGCGCAAGCACCCUGAACGGACCCUGGACCGUCAUUCGUAACCAGAUUGGUCAGGGCCUACCCGCCGGCGAAGGACCUUUGGUGUUCCGUGACAACAUCACGCCGAGCAAGUCGCAUAUGCUGAUCGACGAUUACACUCGCGGCCGCGGAUACCAGCCUUUCGAAACCAGCAACAUUGCCACUGCCGACUGGUCGCCUGCCAGUUUGGCCUUGCCGCGCAGUGCUCGCCACGGUUAUGUUAUUGGAAUAACUGCGGCCGAAAGAAAUUCAGCCGAGUUCCACCGGGCAAUCAUGGGCUAA